Molecule: messenger RNA, 1980 nt
Organism: Pararge aegeria (speckled wood butterfly)
Lineage: Eukaryota; Metazoa; Arthropoda; Insecta; Lepidoptera; Nymphalidae
Gene: Ns4
Product: guanine nucleotide-binding protein-like 1
Exons: 12
Coding region: 155-1852 (565 amino acids)
Molecular function (GO): GTP binding; GTPase activity
Source: RefSeq, a predicted model, not a curated record
UCACUGUCAAAAUCUCAAAUGAGAAGUUUGUUGAUUAUUGCCGUAUCGAUUAGAUUUUUCUUGAUUUUUCUAGAAGAUAAUAUCGUAGAGCCAAUCUGCAGGAGUUUGACUGUCGACGGAUUAUUUUUUCAACGUGUAAGGAAGUCAACUCAAAAUGCCUCAAGCACGUCGUAAAACUCCCUUCAGCGGGAAGGCUAAAAAGCAGCAAUUACAAGCCAAAAAGCAAAACAAGACAUUGAUUAUGAACACCUCGUCUGGAACAAAUACUUAUGAUGUGGUAUCAGUGAACUACCAACCAAACAGGUCAAGGGGGCGUGGAGAUGCCAACCGUUACGCAUUAAAGUUUUAUCGAGAGACUGACGAAGAACUGAGUAUGAAGAAGGAGGAAGCAUUAAAAUCCCUGAACCCGGUGCCCGAGAAAGAAAUGGAGAUUGACCCGACAGACUUCUUUCCGAAGGAGAUAUCCUUCCCGAAGAGACCACCGUGGGAUUUCAGCAUGACACCAGCCCAGUUAGACGCACAAGAGCAGAGAUAUUUUAGGGAAUACAUCCAAGCACUCCAGUCCACCCCCCACUGGAAGGAAAUGUCAUAUUUCGAACUCAACCUGGAAACGUGGCGACAGUUGUGGCGUGUUCUGGAAAUGUGCGAUAUUCUGCUACUCAUCGUGGACGUGAGAUAUGCUGGCAUGAUGUUCCCCCCCUCCCUGUACGAAUACAUUGUGAAGGAAGAGAAGAAGAACAUGAUAUUGGUGCUGAAUAAGAUCGACCUGGUGCCAGCCUCCGUGGUGGCAGCGUGGAAGCAGUACCUCAUGAAAAGAUGCCCCGGACUCCGGGUGGUGUAUUUCACCUCUUGUCCGGGAUAUAACCUGACCGGGAACAGCAGUGAUAAGGCUGGUCUUCAACUGCGCAGGCGCAAAGGCCGCCAGCGAAUGUGCGCAGAGGGCGCCACUAAAAUACUAGAAGCAUGCAAGGACAUCGUGAACGCAGAAGUUGAUCUAUCUUCAUGGGAGAAGAAGAUAAAAGAAGAAACAGACGUUGAGUUCGAUGAUGAAGAAACUGAAAUUGGUGAGACGAUUCUAGAAAAACCCGACACAACAUUCUACACUCAUGAGCGGUACAAGAAUGGAAUACUCACGAUAGGCUGCGUCGGUCAACCAAACGUGGGAAAGUCUUCCCUCAUGAACGCUAUCAUGGGCAAGAAAGUUGUGUCUGUAUCCCGGACACCAGGACACACAAAACACUUCCAGACAAUAUUUUUAACGCCACAGGUCCGUCUGUGUGAUUGUCCAGGUCUGGUGUUUCCUUCCAAGGUGCCACGUCCCAUACAGAUCCUCAUGGGGUCGUACCCCAUAGCUCAACUACGGGAACCCUACACUACCAUACGGUAUUUAGCAGAGAGACUGAAUCUACCACAAUUACUGCGCAUGAUGUCCAAUCCAGAGAACGAUGACACCUGGUCGCCUCGAGACAUCUGCGAUGGAUGGGCCAAGAAACGUGGCUAUCUCACCGCCAAAGCCGCUAGGCUUGAUACAUACAGAGCAGCCAACAGUAUACUCCGGAUGGCGCUUGAUGGCAGGAUAUGUCUGUGGCUGAGGCCUCCAGGCUACACGGACCAAAGGGAAGUGUACGAAACCUGCGAUGAAAUCAAAUACGUAAAAUGGGUGCAAGCAAUAACAAAAGGCGACGAUAUGCCCUCGUCAUCCGUUCCAUCAUCAGACACCGAUGAGCGGUCGGGCAAUGGAAGCUCCGGCGAUGAAAGUGCUGACGACGGCGAUGACGAUGACGAUGAUGACGACGAUGACGACCGCACGGAGAUGGCGAACAAAUUUGCAGCUCUAGCUAAUGAUGAUUAGUUUUAGUUGGUGAUGAUGAGUGUUAUAUAAGCUAAACUAAAUUGUCAUUUAUCAAAAUUAAGCUUAAUUUGCUAUACUCCGCGAAAAGCAGGAGAAUCUGUGUGGUGAGAAUCUGUUCAUUGUAAAGU